This is a messenger RNA of Zingiber officinale, 914 nucleotides long. Its product is annotated as CDPK-related protein kinase-like. NCBI's taxonomy places the organism in Eukaryota, Viridiplantae, Streptophyta, Magnoliopsida, Zingiberales, Zingiberaceae. Gene Ontology annotation, biological process: protein autophosphorylation; peptidyl-serine phosphorylation; intracellular signal transduction. The record is from RefSeq and is a predicted model, not a curated record. Gene Ontology annotation, molecular function: calcium/calmodulin-dependent protein kinase activity; calmodulin binding; calcium-dependent protein serine/threonine kinase activity. The coding region runs from base 603 to 890 and encodes 95 amino acids. The transcript is spliced from 5 exons. Gene Ontology annotation, cellular component: nucleus; cytoplasm.
AUUUUUUGUGUCUCCAAUUCCACCUGAUGACUAUGACAUUCACAUGGUGCUGAUAUGUGGAUGAUAGAAAUUCUUCUCAAUAGUGGGUUACUGUAAGAAAAUUAUCAGUUAUUUUCAUUUGUUGACAUCAUGCUGCCAGGAAAUUGUUCAUGUUCCCUAGCCAAAACUUGAAUGUAAUUUAUAUACUCAAACUUCGGGACUACUGAUCUGCCUUGUGAAGCUUUUGGUUCUACCUUAUAUAUGGUACCAAGGUUAAUCUCUUCUAAUCAAUAUUGCUAGAAAAAAAUAGCCAUUUCUUCUCUUUCCUGAAAUGCACUAUUUUUUACUUUUAAGAAUAGAACUGACAUGGAAAAGUGUGUUUCUGCAUCUAUUAUAACAUGGGUUGAGAUAGAAGCAUACUGAAACUUCUGUAAGGGUGCAAGCAUGUGUAAUCACUACACACAGAGUUGGGAGAAAUAAUGAUUAUGUUUUUCCACAUCAUUUAUUGUCCAUCUUUUUGACUGUUUAUUGUGCAGUUAUGUAAGUUAAUGCCUGUUAAGGUCUUAGGUGAAAGUUAUCAAAGUUCAUGCUAUCUUUUCCAGCUCUUCAUUUGACUUCCUUUGAUGAAGUCAAGGCAGUCAUUAUUGGACAGAUUAUGUGAAGGUGGAGAAUUAUUAGAAAGAAUUUUAUCCAGAGGUGGAAGGUACUCAGAGGAGGAUGCAAAAGCUAUAGUUAUUCAAAUACUGAGUGUAAUCGCCUUUUUUCAUCUUCAAGGUGUUGUGCAUCGUGAUUUAAAGCCAGAGAAUUUUCUUUUCACCACUAGAGAUGAAAAUGCUCAGAUGAAGUUGAUUGAUUUUGGCCUUUCCGAUUUUGUUAAACCAGUUUACAAAUCUCAAGUACUCCAGAGUUGAAAUUGAUGAAGUGCGGUUCGAGUG